This is a messenger RNA of Vicia faba (fava bean), 456 nucleotides long. The record is from the annotation of a GenBank genome assembly. NCBI's taxonomy places the organism in Eukaryota, Viridiplantae, Streptophyta, Magnoliopsida, Fabales, Fabaceae.
AUGGAUCCUCUAACCUCUACCAAUGUUGUGUUAUUAAUGGUAACUCAAUAUGAGAAAAAAAUAGAGGUAACAACCACCUUGAAUCCUACUGAAAUACGUAUGGCUUGCAUGGUUCAAGCUAACAACACCAACAUUUUCAAGAAAGAUCGACCUACGUGUGGUCAUUGUGAUGUUAUUGGUCAUCUUAAGGAGAAGUGCUUCAAGCUCCAUGGAUAUCCUCCAGGCUACAAGAAAACUCAAAGCUUCAAGACUGCAAAUCAAAGCCAUAAUGUGAGUGAUCAUGGUGUUGCAGGUUCUAAACCUCUUUCAGAGAUGCUAGCUAUGACUCCAAAAAACUAUCAACAACUCAUCCACUUCUUGCAGACACAAAUGACCAAGGUUGGCACAUCUGAAGUAACUCCAUUUGUGAAUUCAUUCAUAGGACAUCAAGCAAUCCAAGAUGAUUGGCAAGGGUGA